This is a messenger RNA of Oncorhynchus nerka (sockeye salmon), 5667 nucleotides long. Its product is annotated as thyroid hormone receptor-associated protein 3-like. Gene Ontology annotation, molecular function: DNA binding; transcription coregulator activity. NCBI's taxonomy places the organism in Eukaryota, Metazoa, Chordata, Actinopteri, Salmoniformes, Salmonidae. The record is from RefSeq and is a predicted model, not a curated record. Gene Ontology annotation, cellular component: mediator complex. Bases 419 to 3451 code for a protein of 1010 amino acids. Gene Ontology annotation, biological process: positive regulation of transcription by RNA polymerase II. The transcript is spliced from 11 exons.
CUCUACUGUAGCCAGUACUAUAGCUUCAUAUUGUAUGUGUUCUCGGAUAAUUUCUCCACUUUUGAAUUCAUUCUUCGUGAGCGCACAGUGCAGUGUCGCAUUACAACUGCUCUAGCUAUUUAAUGUGACAUGAAUACGAAACCGAUCUGAUGAAAGGCUUGUUGAACGAGCUGAUAAACGUCAUCCCCGCACAUUUUUCGGUCAAUACGAUGCUUGACACGCAGUAGUCAAAGUUAGCUCAUCUGGCCUGUUUAUUCGGAUUGCAACAUAUCAUCUAAAAUUAUUUGGUUGAUAGUGUGACAGCAACGGAUCCUCCGCCUGCUGUCACCCAAGAAGCUAUACGACCCGGACCCGCCAGAGGAGCGUGAAAAAAACAGAAACAUCGGAGGCUGUCGUCUCAAAGAGGUUGCCUGCGGUGAUGUCCAAGGCAACGAAGUCAGCAUCCAAGUCUCGGUCCCACUCUGGGUCCUGGUCCAGAUCUCGUUCUGUCUCCCGCUCCAGAAGCAGCUCACGGUCCAGAUCUAGGAAACAUCGCCACAGGUGGCUAACAACCUCUAGGUCCCGCACUCGCUCGCGCUCCAGAUCUCAUUCUCCAUCCCACAAUAACCGAGAGCGGAACUACCCAAGGGAGUACCAGAAUAAUAACCGCGAGUUCCGGGGCUACCACCGAGGCUUCCGGAGGCCCUACUACUUCAGAGGCCGAGGGCGUGGUUACUUCCCACGGGGACGCUUCCAGAGGGGUGGGGGAGGUGGCUACAACAACAACUACCGCCCCAAUAACUGGCAGAACUACAGGCAGCACCCCCAACAGCAGCAGCAGCAACAACAGCAGCAGCAGCAACACCCCCACAGCCCGAGACGGGGACGAUCCCGUACCCCUAAAAAGCGCUCGGGUAGCCCUCGUUCCCACAGCCACUCCAAGGUCUCGGACCGCUCUUCCUCGCCCCGAUCCCGGCAUUCCCGCCACUCCUCUUCCUCACAUUCCUCCUCUCCCACACGCAGGUCGGGCUCUGGGUCAGCCACGCAGAACUCUAAGGAUGUCAAAGAGGAGCGCUCUGCCUCCAAGGAGGUCCAGAAGAAAGGAGGAGGAGAAGGAGAAGGCGAGCCCGUGGAGAUCACAGGGGUGUCUGCAGGGCCUGAUGGGAGCGCUGGUGGGGAGAAGCCCAAGGCUAACUGGCAGGGUGUGACAGAUCAUAGCAACAGCACCAGCCCCAGGGGGUCAAGUCCUCAGGUGCGCUCAGCUGUUAUCAUUGGUCAGGGCGCCCCAGCUUCGACCCAGUCUAGUUCCUCUCCUAAAAGCACUAAUGCUAAUGGCUCCAAUUCCAAUGGUGCCCCCUCAUGGCAGAUUCAGACAGUGGGCAGUUCACCUUCCACCAAAAGCCCUUCUCAGAAAAGCCCCACACCUGUGUUCUCUGGCUUUGGCUUCUUCUCUAAAGACGACAACCUGGCAGGAGAUAAAGCAGCUAUCUCCUCAGUGUUCAAAAGGUUCUUGGAAGAGCACAAUCAUAAGAAAAAGCAGUCUGCUUGGGAGAAUGGCAGAGAGAUGGAAACCAAUGAUGGGGAUGUUGAGCGGGAGAAAGGGAAUGGCAUGAAGGCCUCUGGGGGCAUCUUUGACAGAGAGCCCGACAAAGGGGAGAACGAGAAGUACAAGUACAUGGAAGACUUUGACGAUGACCGGAACGUGUCGUUGAACAGCUUCUUGAAAGCCUCCCCUUUCUUUUCCUGCGAUGGCGAGGAAGAGGACGAGGAGACGAUACCCAAGUCACGUCCCAAGGUGCUCCGCAAAGAGCGUGCCCGGGAGGACGACUGGUCGCCCAAGCCCAAGAGCAAAGUCACCCUCUCGGCCAGGGAGCUAUUUGAGGAGCGCUUCGGCAAGUGGGAGGACCUGGCCUACUUGCAGGCGGCUGCCAAAGACGAUGAUCUUGAUGCCAUGGCGGAGGAGAUUUACCGCAGUCAGAAGCAGGAGAAGGCCAUGGCCAUAGCUGCAGCCUUGGUCAAGAGAGAGGCCAUAGCGGGCAUGCUCAGAGGCUUCUCCCCGGAGAACGUCAGCAAAGACAGGAGGAUGGAGAAAGCUGCCUCCAGCCUGUCCCCCAUACCCGCACCACGGAGAAACUCUGACCGGGAGAUGUUCAUGGUCAGGGGGGAGGACUCUCCCCCAAGGGGCUCUGAGAAAAGAGGAGCAGAGUUCAGCGUCAGAAUGGAUUCCCUCAGAGAUGACGUGGCAAGCUCCUCUGGUGUUAUGGUUGGUGAGCGAAGGUUAUCACGGGAUCUUGUGCAUCCUACUAAAAAGGAGCAGGAGUUUCGCUCUAUCUUCCAGCACAUUCAGGCCACACAGUUACAAAGGAGUCCCUCAGAGCUGUUUGCACAGCACAUUGUCACCAUUGUCCACUACAUUAAAGCACAGCACUUUCCAUCCAACGGAAUUACUCUAAAUGAGCGAUUUGCCAUGUACCAAAGAAGAGCUGCACAAAAAGAAAUGAUGAAGCCAAGAAAGAGCCCAGAGAUACACAGGAGAAUUGAUGUUUCUCCCAGUGCUUUUAAGAAACACUCUCACCUGUUUGAGGGGAUGAAAAGCUCCGGGGAUGGCAGUUACAAGGACGAAGGUAAAAAAAUGAAGGGUGACUCAAUGGACCUUCGUCUGGAUAUUGAGCGCCGUAAAAAAUAUUCCACCCGGGAGAGUGAUUAUAAACAGGAUGGGGGGAGAGAUUCAGGAGACUCCCCAGAGGCUGGCAGGGAGAGGCCCGCUGAGAAAUCCUCCAAGCACCACAAGAAGUCCAAGAAAAACAAGAAGAAGCCAUCUCGCUCCUCCUCUUCCUCUUCUUCUGCCGAAUCUCAAAGGGGAGGAGACUAUCCCCACGUGGAGCCUGAGCCCAAAGACGAAGGCUUUAACAAGGCCAGGCUGGGGCCUCGGGGGGACUAUGGUAGUCCCACGGAGAGGGGACGAGGACGCGGAGGCUUUUUCACCCCAAGAAUGAGGACUGGGACCCAGAGUACACCCCCAAGAGCCGAAAAUACUACUUGCAUGAUGACAGGGAGGGCGAGAGGAAGUGGGUGGACAACCGAGGACGUGGAGGACGGGGGAACUUCCUGCGUGGCAGCAGGGGCCGUUUCAUUAUCCGGAAGGCCAGCGUUGGCUUACCCAACAACCACGCCAACAACAACAACAGCAGCCCCAAGUGGACACAUGACAAGUUCCAGGUCAACGGGGGGAAGGAGGAGGGCGAGCCCCAGGAGGAGGACACAGAGCAGGACCACAAAGACCAGGAGAAGUCUGAAGACAUGGAAAACGCUGAGCAGUGAGGGAGCUCAGGGAGAGAGAAACAUUGUACCAGCACAGUGGAAAUGUUCUACUGUCUCAAGUCAUCUGGGUCGUGUUGAAAUGGAUGAAAACGGACUGAAACGGGAGGAAAGGACUACCUGGACUUGUCCAAUAACAAACACUGUCCAAUAAGAAACUACCUGGACUUGUCCAAUUAGAAAAGACCCUGCUCACAGCCUAUAUCCAUCACAAUGGUUGGACAUGGGAGAGCUUUGCCCAUGUACAAAUACACACAUUAGGAAUCAAUCAGGACUCACUUUGACACAAUAUCUUUACUUAACAUUAUGUUAUACAUUUGUCAGGGUAUAGCUAACUUGUGUUUUAUCUGCUUAUAGUAGAAACACUGUUAGACAGUGAACUGCUGUGUUGGAAUAGGAAAUCUACGUAACCAACCUCUGUGCUUGAUAGGUUAGCGCGAUGAACAGUGCAUUGUGGGGUGUUAUGCCUCUUAGUACAGGGCUGAUGCAACAUUGCAUAACACUUUUUAAAAAUAUUUUUAUAUCUUGACGCAAAAAAGUCACAUUUUUACAGAGCAUGACAGGAGGAUCUUUUUGUGCCUUAGACUUAAUAAAAUAUGUCGGACACAUAUUUAAAUAAUUAAAUUACAUUUGAGGCCAAACAGAUGAAUACUAUACUAGAAGAUAAACAUUUUUAUUUAUUUAUUAUACAGUAGUGAUAAAUCAUACACUAUUACACAGUAGAUAUCUUUUUAGACCAGUUUAGCCAUCAACUGCAGAAAAUACAGUAUGCUGUUGACUUUAGCAAGUUUUAGGAUUCAACAAUGUAACCUACGGAUUCAAAACGUAACCUGCUGAUUCAAAUACGUAACCUGCUGAUUCAAAUACGUAACAUUCAACUACGUAACAUGCAACUUUGCAGCAUGUUUCUGGAUUCUACCAGGCUUAAGUACAGCUAGAGGCAAUCGAAUCCCCUUUUUACAUGACAACUGGGCCAGUGUCUAAUGGUCUAUAUGGUUUAGACCGUAUGGUUUAUAGUGGUCUUGCUAGUCCAGCAUCUUGCAUGUGACCCCUCUGACAAUGGGACCAAAUUGGGUCAAAGGUUAUAUUCUACAGACCUGCACUGUGGAGUGAAACAAGAGGCUCACAGUCCCCUAGAAGAGCAAACCGCAGUGGUGGAGAAAUGACCCAAUCGUCAUCCCUUAAAAGAAAAUGACUCAAGUAAAAGUUGAAAAAUUCUACUUGAGUAAAAGUCUAAAACUAUUUGAUUUUAAAUAUACUUAAGUAACAAAAGUUAAUUAAAAAAAUAUAUUUACUUAAGUAUCAAAAGUAUAUAAUUUAAAAUUCCUUAUAUUAAUCAAACCAGACACCCUUUUUUAGUUUUUUAAAUGUAUGGAUAGCCAGGGGCACACUCCAACACUCAGACAUAAAUAACAAACAAAGCAUGUGUUCUAUGAGUCCGCCAGAUCAGAGGCAGUAGGGAUGACCAGGGGCGUUCUCUUGAUAAGUGCGUGAAUUUUACUGCCCCGGGCUAAGCAUUCGAAAUGUAAAGAGUACUUUUGAGUUUCAGGGAAAAUGUGCGGAGUGAAAAGUACAUUAUUUUCUUUAGGAAUAUAGUGAAGUCAAAAUUAUAAACAGUAAAGUAAAGUACAGAUACUCCCCCCAAAAAACUACUUAGGUGGUACUUUAAAGUAUUUAAGUACUUUACACCACUGGGAAACAGAGACUGUUAAAUAAAAUGGCAUACCCUGUCUGCAAAGUCACAAUGGGCUACCUGGAUGUUUAUCUUGUCUAGUUUGUUGAGAAUCCUCUAUUGGAUUGUUAUAUUUUGUACAUUUCAAAACUGUUAACUUGGUCUUGGGUUGGGUGUGUGUACUACUUAUUAAUGGCUCAAUUUAUAAUUAUUUGUAGCAAUUAAUGCUUCCUUUGUAUAUGAAGAAAAAAAUGGUGAUUGAUUAUAUCACGGCAUUGAUUAGAUCAUGGCACACUCAAUGCUUUGAUGUGAUAGGUUUUCUCAUUGAAUGGGGACUUUUCCCCCUUGUGCAACGUCUGUUAAGUUUUGAUUGCUGAGUAGUAUGUGUGGGGUGCAACACAGUAAACUUUGGUUGAAUAUAAAAUAAAAUAACUUCUAAGGUAUUUGAAUUUGAUCCAAAAUGAUUUGUGCUGUUCAAUGAAAUAUAGUUUAUAAAAAAUUAUAGAAAAAGUAGACUGUUGCACUACUUGGAUUUGUAUGUCUUGCUGUGGGAGGCACUACUCUUUAAUGUACAUGAUAAAUGUUGUGGUUGACACUUUCAUGUUCAAUUUUAUGUGGUUGGGGCAAUAACUUUUUUAAAUGGUUCCUGUAGCCAAUGUUUUUCAGAUGUAAAUUAAAAAGAACUUUGGUUAAUUUAA